Exophiala xenobiotica is the source of this 1702-nucleotide messenger RNA. RefSeq names its product ribokinase. The transcript has a single exon. Lineage: Eukaryota; Fungi; Ascomycota; Eurotiomycetes; Chaetothyriales; Herpotrichiellaceae. The coding region runs from base 128 to 1189 and encodes 353 amino acids. The record is from RefSeq and is a predicted model, not a curated record. Gene Ontology annotation, molecular function: ribokinase activity. Gene Ontology annotation, biological process: D-ribose metabolic process.
CUCACUUUAUCAUUCUUGUUACUAGGUCACUUACGGCGGUUAAUUGUAGACCAUCGUAUUAUUCUAAAGUGAAAUUUUGCAACCGUAUCGCCUGGCCAGAGGCCAACCACUACUAUCUCCUUACACAAUGGCCACGAAACCGGUCAUCCGAGUGAUCGGCUCACUGAACAUCGACUUUGUCACUCUGACACCAAGAGUACCCGGCCCUGGCGAGACCUUACAGGCAAAGUCCAUGACCGUCCACGCCGGCGGUAAGGGCAGCAACCAAGCGGUGGCCUGCGGAAAAGCCGCCUUCACCUCCGCAACCGAACAAGACGUCACCGUCGACAUGAUAGGGGCCGUAGGUGCCGGAGACCCAUACUACGCCUCACUGCUCCAACCGACGCUGACGAAAAGCGGCGUCAGCACACGCUACGUCGAGGAGAUCGAAGGUGUGCAAACCGGCACCGCGACAAUCAUCGUAGACGAGGGGUCCAACGGUGAAAACAGAAUCCUCUUCGUUCCCGGCGCCAACCAUCAAGUCAACGAUCUAGACAAAGUAAUAGCGACAGCGACGCAAGACGGAGACCCGGAUGUCGUGGUCAUGCAAGGAGAAAUCCCCCAAUCGACAGUCACCGGAUUACUAUCCGCUUUCAAUUCCAGCACCACCAGCAGACACAAGACCUGCGUGGUAUUCAACCCUGCACCGAUGUUCGACACCAUCCCGCUUCACGUACUCAGCAACCUAGCCGUCCUCGUCGUCAACGAGACCGAAUGUCUCCUUCUAUUCAAGGCCGUCCAAGAGCUCAAGAGUAUCGAGACGCCAAGCGAGCAAGAUCUGAACGAAUCGCACCUCGGUCAACUGACCCAGCACUUACACAACGUCGCAACGAUAUCCAUCAUCGUGGUGACUCUGGGCGCCAGGGGUGUAUAUUAUUCGGUGGCGCAGUCACAAUCACCUUCAUGUACACGUACGCAUACCCGCGGUCUACUACCGGCAGCCAAAGUCGCAAACGUCGUUGAUACGACAGGCGCCGGAGACACGUUUGUAGGCUUCUUCGCCACAGCUCUGGCUCGCCAUGUCGCGACUCACAAAGCCCUAGACGGAUUUGAUGUCCAAAGCGCCGUGAUUCGAGCAAAUGCCGCUGCGGGCAAGUGCGUCCAGCGCAGCGGAGCAAUGGAGAGCAUACCGUUUGGAUACGAAAUCUAAAUACUACCUGACAGUACUACCUGCAGACACCAAAUCGGUCGUCCACUUCAGCAAACCUGCUUAGCACAAAUGAGACUGUACGAUACUAGUAUGUAUCUGGCGAAAGUCGUUCAUUGGACGAUAAAUUUUUCUUCAUCUUCGCCCAAUAAUACUACUAGUAACCGUUGACAACGACUGCCUGAUCCGAAAAAACGUGUCCUGCAUACAAACUAAGGUAAUGCGUUCAGAGAAGCACUCCCACUCAAGCAAGGCACGGUUGGAGUCGGACCACACCGUUCUGACUUCAAGCGUUGUACAUUCAGAUCGUAGCAAGAAGAACCUGAACAGGUCAAAGAUCGGAAAACUACACACAAACUCGAUUCAUUGAUUCGCAAUCAACGAAAAAAACGUGGUAUUGAAUUGACCUCUUUUCAAGCCUGUUGUUUUGACAGAAGAAGGAAGAAGGCCUUCACCCAUCUUCACCUCCCGGCCCCCCUAUUUUCGUCACCAGCGCCAAAGCUACCUAGGUAGGGC